Alternaria arbusti is the source of this 954-nucleotide messenger RNA. RefSeq lists its product as uncharacterized. NCBI's taxonomy places the organism in Eukaryota, Fungi, Ascomycota, Dothideomycetes, Pleosporales, Pleosporaceae. Gene Ontology annotation, cellular component: nucleus; cytoplasm. The record is from RefSeq and is a predicted model, not a curated record. The coding region runs from base 1 to 954 and encodes 317 amino acids. The transcript has a single exon.
AUGCGCUUCAAGCACUUCCUCGCUCUAUCAGACCCACGUCUUUACACCCUCACCAACUUCCGCGUCCGCUCCCAUUGGCGCACCAUGGCCGCCGCCCCGCCCCCAGAUCGCCCGAUAAAGCUGCUGAUGCUCCAUGGCUACACGCAAUCAGGAUCACUAUUCCAAGCCAAGACCGGCGCACUGCGCAAGACAUUACAGAAAGCCUUCCCCAAAGGCAUCGAACUCGUAUAUCCUACUGCGCCCAUUCGUUUAACACCCGCCGACGAAUCGUUCCUCGCGGGAAACACAAGUAAAGAUGGCGAGGGUAAAGAUACAAAGGAUGGAGAGGAGCAGGAAAUCGACGCAUGGGCUUGGUGGAGGAGAAAAGGCACAGGAGAACCAUACACAUACGAAGGCAUGGAGCAAGGGUUGGAGCGCAUCGCAAGCGUGUUGAAAGAACAAGGUCCUUUUGACGGUGUCGUGGGAUUCUCACAAGGUGGAGCAGCGGCAGCUAUGGUCGCGAGUUUGCUCGAGCCAGGCCGUCGCGCCGCAUUUGAGAAGCUGUAUCCUGAGGGCGGUAUGAGGUUCCCAGAGUCUUUCGAAGAGGACACCGGGUACAUGGAGGGCACAAUACAUCCGCCACUCAAGUUUGCGGUCAGCUAUAGCGGUUUCGCAGCCCGUGGAAAGAACCCUUAUCACGCGUUCUAUGAGCCUAAGAUCAAGACACCGAUGCUGCAUUUCUUGGGUACGCAGGACGUCGUGGUUGAGGAGGCGCGGAGUCUGGCAUUGGUCCAGGCUUGCGAGCACAGCGAGGAGAAGUACGUUGUGUAUCACCCCGGGGGUCACUUUCUACCGAGCACGCAGAAAGCUAGUGUGAAUGCGUUGAUCGGGUUUAUCAAGGAAGUUUUGCACGAACAGCAGGGUGGUGGAAAGAAGGAAGAGGAGAGUGUUGAGGAUAUGGAUGUGCCGUUCUAA